Heterobasidion irregulare TC 32-1 is the source of this 1957-nucleotide messenger RNA. Its product is annotated as serine protease S53. Gene Ontology annotation, molecular function: serine-type endopeptidase activity; tripeptidyl-peptidase activity. The transcript is spliced from 11 exons. Bases 20 to 1825 code for a protein of 601 amino acids. Lineage: Eukaryota; Fungi; Basidiomycota; Agaricomycetes; Russulales; Bondarzewiaceae. The record is from RefSeq and is a predicted model, not a curated record. Gene Ontology annotation, biological process: proteolysis.
AGCGCCCGCGUUCACGACGAUGCUCGUGCUCUCCCCCAUCCCCGUCCUGCUCGCCCUCGCCGCCCUCGCCGCCGCAGCCCCGCGCAGCACGCUCAAGCUCAAAGAGCACAUCGACGUCCCGCGCAACUGGGUCCGCGUCGCCGACGCCCCCGCGGAGCACACGAUCGCGCUGCGCAUCGCGCUCCCGCAGAGCAACUUCGACGCGCUCGAGGCGCACCUGUACGAGGCGAGCGACCCCGACCACGCGCGCUACGGCCAGCACCUGUCCAAGGAAGAGGUCGAGCGCCUCGUCGCGCCCCGCCCCGAGAGCCUCGCCGCCGUGCAGGAAUGGCUCGCCGGGCACGGCAUCCCCAAGAGCGCGUGCACGCACUCGCCGGCGAAGGACUGGGUCAAGGUGGACGUCCCCGUGAGCAAGGCCGAGGCGAUGCUCGACACCAAAUACAGCGUCUGGCAGCACACCGUCGACGGCGACGUCCUCGUCCGCACCACCAGCUACAGCCUUCCCGAGCACCUCCACGCCCAUGUCGAGCUCAUCCAGCCCACCACCAUGUUCGGCCGCUUCCGCAGCGCUCGCUCGCUCAUCAGCGUCGUCGAAGACGCCCCGGAGUCCUCUGCCUUGAAGAGCCAUGUCAAGAUCGUCGACCCCGCCUCUGGCACCUCCGUCGAUGCGAGCUGCAACCAGACCAUCACGAUCUCCUGCAUCCAGCAGCUCUACAACGCCGUCGGCUACGUGCCCCAGGCUACCAAAGUGAACAAAAUUGGCAUCACGGGCUACCUCGAGGAGUAUGCCAACUUUGCGGAUCUCAAGAGCUUCUACAAAGACCAGCGCCCUGAGGCUGUCAACUCGACGUUCAAGGUCGAAUUGAUCAACGGCGGCUUGGACAACCAGACUCUAUCCGCGGCUGGUGCGGAGGCCAACUUGGACGUCCAGUUCGCGUACGGUAUCUCUUUCCCUACCCCGGGAACGUUCUGGUCCACUGGCGGCCGCCCGCCGUUCAAAGCUGACACGGAUACACCCACCGAUACCAACGAGCCCUACACCGAGUGGCUCGAUUUCGUGCUAUCACACCCAGACCUCCCUCAGACCGUGUCCACCUCUUACGGCGAUGACGAGCAGACGGUCCCUAAGAGCUUUGCCAAGCGUGCCUGCAAAGGCUUCGCCCAACUCGGCGCCCGUGGUACCUCUCUGAUGUUCAGCUCUGGUGACGGCGGUGUCGGCGAUGGAGACUCUAACCCUGCGACGCAGUCUUGCUUCACCAACGACGGAAAGAACGCUACGAAGUUCAUCCCUCUGUUCCCCGCCAGCUGUCCCUUUGUCACCGCCGUAGGGGGGACCCAGCAUUUCCCUGAGGUCGCGGUAUCUCGCUUCUUUUCUGGGGGUGGUUUCAGCAACUACUUCUCUCGUCCCGCGUUCCAAGAGAAGGCUGUGACGGGAUACCUUUCUGCGCUCCCCAAGGGCACCUACAAGGGUCUCUUCAACCCCGCCGGUCGCGGCAUCCCGGACGUCGCCGCGCAAGGCGACUUCUUCCGGAUCUUCCUCUCCGGCCAGGCCGUCCUCAUCGGCGGUACGUCCGCGUCCUCGCCCACCUUCGCCGGCGUCGUCUCGCUCCUGAACGACGCACGCCUCGCGCGCGGCCUGCCGUCCCUCGGCUGGCUCAAUCCCCUGCUGUAUAGUAAGGGCGUUGCCGGGCUCAACGAUAUCACUGUUGGGCAUAAUUCGGGUUGUGGGACUACUGGGUUUAACGUGACGAAGGGGUGGGACCCGGUGACCGGCCUCGGCACGCCCAACUUUGGUAAGCUGAAGGAUAUCGUGCUGUCGGUCUAGCGGCUGUUGUAAAAACGCUGUUCGUUUUUUUGUUUUAUUUUGGCCGUGGACGGGUGUGGACCUGCUAUCGGAGAUAGGAAAUGUUGUUGUAUUAUUGAUGCUUCGCGCUCCUAUCGCAGGGCUGUCUGUGUC